UGCGCGCGCCAGUGUCGGUGAAUGAGUGAAUCCUCGAAACCGAAUAGGAUUCCCGCGAGAACAAUAACAAGAUGUUGCGGUGUCUGGUGCUGGUAGCGGUCGUGUGUGCCGCAUCUGGGGCGACCAUGGAGCAGCGGCAGACGCGAUACCAUCCCGCUGCUGAGGACCGGGAUGGUGCACAUCACGGCGGCGGUGGUGGUGGUGGUGGUGGUCAUGGUGAACGUGGUGCUAGUUCACACCACAGUAGUGGUGGUGGCGGUUCUUCGUACUCUGCACCAGCGCACUCACCAGCAGCGGCCGCACCCGCCGCGUCCUACAGUGCAGGCGGUGGCGGGGGUGGGGGCAGUGACCAGGGUAACCUGUACUACUAUUACUACCCUGUGGAUGAGUACGGUAACACCGAGGCUUCCGAUGCUGGUUUUGAUAUCUUCACGGCCAUCAUCCUGCCCCUGGUGAUUCUUGGGGGUCUGCUUCUGGCUCUUUCAUCCUUCACGUUCACGUUCACGGGACGCGCGAUGAGAGACAACGCUGAGCCAGGGAUCGUAGAUCAGCUACAAGGAGAGGUAGAGAGGAUUUUCUACAUCUACCUCAAUGCUUUCGAGUCCGAGGCGUGCAUCCAGAGGGCUGUGUGUCAGACCGGAGUCUACGCCAGCACUACCAAAAACAAGGACUUCUACUUCAGUUUGGUGGAACCCUUCAUCCCUGAGACGAUGAGAGGCAACAUGGCGAUAUUCAAGACGGCCGCCAAGGAUGGAUUUGACAUGGGCAAGUGCACGAAAUAUCGCUGCACCGCCCCCAAAAUUUUCAACUGAUGACACAAUUACAUCCAUAACUCCACUUCAGUCUUAGUCUCCAAUGAUACACGGGUAUAAAAAUGCAUAAGCUGCAUUAUUGUUCCUAAAAGAAAUUAGCUUCCCGUGAAUUUUUUUUUGUCGUCACACGAUGAACAAUAAUGAUUUGAUGUGUACAAAUUUCCUCAAAAAUUAUCGAAAGUUUUAUCAAGGUUCAACAGUCGAUUUAUUAAAUAUAAUAUAAAAGAAAUUAAGAACGUAAGCACGUUGCAUUUCGUAAGAGUUGCUCUCUCCUAAAGAGACUUUUGGUCUCGCUUUAACAAUGACCGAAGAUUCUGGGUAUUGAUGUCAUACUUAGAUUUUAAGUUCUUAUACGGCAUCGAAAUCUAGCUUAAGUUAUUUAUUGAAUAGGGAUACCAUUUUUCCUCUCAUUCGCUAAAAAAAUGGAUUAGUUUCUUAAAAUUAGAUUUAUUUCGAAAGUAAAUGUGUAAUUUAGUUGAGCUAUGAUUCAGUAUCAUUCCAUUAAUCUAGCGACAUUUCUGCAGCGUGUAGAAUAAACGUUCUGAUAAGA
Hyalella azteca is the source of this 1362-nucleotide messenger RNA. RefSeq lists its product as uncharacterized. Lineage: Eukaryota; Metazoa; Arthropoda; Malacostraca; Amphipoda; Hyalellidae. The coding region runs from base 72 to 812 and encodes 246 amino acids. The record is from RefSeq and is a predicted model, not a curated record. The transcript is spliced from 4 exons.